Callithrix jacchus (white-tufted-ear marmoset) is the source of this 1521-nucleotide messenger RNA. RefSeq names its product loricrin cornified envelope precursor protein (gene LORICRIN). Lineage: Eukaryota; Metazoa; Chordata; Mammalia; Primates; Cebidae. Gene Ontology annotation, cellular component: cytoplasm; cornified envelope. The record is from RefSeq and is a predicted model, not a curated record. Gene Ontology annotation, molecular function: structural constituent of skin epidermis.
GGAUGAGUCAGGGUUUGAGGCAUAAGGUAUAUAACCUCAGGAGCUCUAUGCUCCUCACAUUGCCAGCAUCUUCUCUCCUCACUCACCCUUCCUGGUGCUUUGGGCUCCCCUUCCUUCCUAGCCAAGAUGUCUUAUCAGAAAAAGCAGCCCACCCCCCAGCCCCCAGUGGGCUGCGUAAAGACCUCCGGCGGCGGAGGCGGCGGCGGUGGCGGCGGCGGCGGUGGCGGCUGCGGCUUCUUUAGCGGCGGCGGCUCCAGCGGGGGCAGCGGCGGUUCUGGCUGUGGCUACUCUGGCGGCGGCGGCUCCGGCUGCGGCGGGGGCUCCUCCGGUGGCGGCGGCGGCUUCGGAGGCUGCGGCGGGGGCUCCGGUGGGAGCGUCAAGUACUCCGGGGGCGGCGGCUCCUCUGGGGGCGGCUCCGGCUGCUUCUCCUCUGGCGGCGGCGGCGGCUCCGGCUGCGGCGGGGGCUCCUCCGGUGGCGGCGGCGGCUUCGGAGGCUGCGGCGGGGGCUCCGGUGGGAGCGUCAAGUACUCCGGGGGCGGUGGUUCCUCCGGGGGUGGCUCCGGCUGCUUCUCCUCCGGCGGCGGCGGCUCCUCCGGGGGCGGCUCCGGCUGCUUCUCCUCCGGCGGCAGCAGCGGCGGCUCCUCGGGCCAGGCGGUCCAGUGCCAGAGCUACGGAGGCGUCUCCAGCGGCGGCUCCUCCGGGGGCGGCUCCGGCUGCUUCUCCUCCGGCGGCGGCGGCUCCUCCGGGGGCGGCUCCGGCUGCUUCUCCUCCGGCGGCAGCAGCGGCGGCUCCUCGGGCCAGGCGGUCCAGUGCCAGAGCUACGGAGGCGUCUCCAGCGGCGGCUCCUCCGGGGGCGGCUCCGGCUGCUUCUCCAGCGGAGGCGGCGGCGGCGGCUCCAGCUGCGGCGGGGGAUCCUCUGGCGGCGGCGGCUCCGGCUACGUCUCCUCGCAGCAGGUCACCCAGACCUCGUGCGCGCCCCAGCAGAGCUACGGAGCGGGGUCGUCCGGCGGCGGCGGCGGCGGCGGCGGCGGCAGCUGCUUCUCCAGCGGCGGGGGCGGCGGGGGCUCUGGCUGCGGCGGCGGCUCCUCCGGGGGCUGCGUCAUCAGCGGCGGGGGCUCCGGCUGCGGAGGUGGCUCCUCCGGGGGCGGCGGCGGCUCCAUCUGUGGCGGUGGCUCCUCUGGGGGUGGCUCCUCUGGGGGUGGCUCCGGGAGUGGCAAGGGCGUCCCGGUCUGCCACCAGACCCAGCAAAAGCAGGCGCCUACCUGGCCAUGCAAAUAGGUCCCCCAGGGUGCCACAGAGGCGAAGGAGUUGGAGGUGUUCUCUGUGGGCGCCGAUGGGCUUAGGGCUCUCAUGAUAUUGUCAAAGGUUUGCAGAUUCUUCACGCCUUAACCUACCUGGAAGAAGCCUUUGAGCUCUUGUUCAAAACCGCGGCAUCUUGUUCUGAGUUUUGCCUCUUUGGUUUCUGCACAACUACCUCCCAACCCCAGUGCCUCGCUCAAUAAAUUUGCUUAAUCAUGAGAA